Calidris pugnax (ruff) is the source of this 2333-nucleotide messenger RNA. RefSeq names its product junctional adhesion molecule 2 (gene JAM2). The record is from RefSeq and is a predicted model, not a curated record. The coding region runs from base 930 to 1658 and encodes 242 amino acids. Lineage: Eukaryota; Metazoa; Chordata; Aves; Charadriiformes; Scolopacidae. The transcript is spliced from 9 exons. Gene Ontology annotation, cellular component: cell surface; tight junction; protein complex involved in cell adhesion. Gene Ontology annotation, biological process: leukocyte tethering or rolling.
AUAUGGUUUAGUUUUAGGUAGUCCUGCAAGGGGCAGGGAGUUGAACUCAAUGAUUCGUAUGGGUCCCUUCCAACUUGAGGUAUUCCCUAAUUCUAUAACUGAAUGAUAGUCUCCAGAGCAGAUGUAAAUCCAAGUUAAACAUUGUCCAGACCUCUCCAAGAUCCCAGAAGUUUCUUCCAGGCCUGGCAGAGCCUGUGCUGAUGCGUCCUGUGGGCCUACCUUAAUGCAAGUCAAGUAGACCUGUUCUGGAAAGUACCUCUUGCUGACUCUGCUAGUAUGGGAAAAAGCAGGAGAGGGGACCUGUAACUAAGGAGGGGUUUAUUAUGUUGUCUGUUAUGUGUGCGCUCCCUUUCUUCCAUGUCAUUUCCUUCCUCCAACUAAUAUUAGUGGGAGGGCAUCAAUGCUAGCUUUUCUGAAACCAAAAAAAUGUAGCAUGCAAGAAAGGGGCAGCUUAUUUAAGACAGAGGUGACUUGUUCAGCUGAGCUGUCUCUAUGUCAACUAACAUGGACCAGCGCAUGAGAGCAGCCAACUGUCACAAGGUCAGUAGCACAAGCAAGCUGAGCUUGAAUGAUGGUUUUUCUUUGUUAGAAGGAUACGAAAACAAAAAUGGAAAGGAAACUUUAGCAAAUCUUAAGAUUCAGGAAGCCUCCACCCAUCCACUCAACCUGAAGUCAGGAACCUCAGGCUUCCUGAGUGCACAGCAUGUUUUUCGAAGUGGCCAGUGCGUCUGUAACAUGUUUCUGGCAAAGAAUGCCCUCCUGCCUCAGUUUUUUCUUUCAAGUCUGGACAUUUUUUUUCCUCUGUGAGACAUCACCAAGGCUACCAGUCCUGGCCCCUUGGAAGCUUUUUGUUUCUCUACAGAACAGACCUGGAAAAUCAGACUCUAAAGGAGGCUAUUCUUAGUUGCAAACACAAAUUUUCAAAAGGGAUGAGCUUAAGAAUAGAAUGGAAGAAAAUCCAGUCUCAAGAAGUCUCAUUUGUCUACUACAAUGGUGAAUUUACAGGUGAUCUUCGAGGCCGAGCAGAGAUGCUGAAUACAGGAAUUCGUAUUAGAAACGUGACCAGAAGGGACUCUGCGACCUACCGCUGUGAGAUCAGUGUAAAGAGUGAAGAGGGGCAGCGCCUGGGAGAAGCUACUAUUACUCUCACAGUAUUGGUUGCUCCAACUACUCCGGUGUGUGAGGUACCCAGCUCUGCGAUGACGGGAACAGUAGUGGAACUGAGCUGUAAGGAGACGGAGGGGUCUCCUCCAUCAGAGUACCAGUGGUACAAGAAUGGUGUUCCCUUACUGGAAAAGACAGGAGCAGGCAGUGCUAGAGCAGCAAACAUAACUUACACCAUGAAUAGAAAGUCUGGCACUCUGCUAUUUAACACAGUUACAAAGAAUGACACUGGAGAGUAUUACUGUGAAGCCUCCAAUGGGAUCGGAUUAUCUCAGAGAUGCUCAGUGAAGCGAAUGCAAGUUGAUGACCUUAAUGUAAGUGGUAUCAUCGCUGCAGUAGUAUUUGUGGCUCUGGUAAUGGCAUUGUGUGGCCUUGGAGUAUUUUAUGCCCAAAAAAAGGGCUACUUUACAAAGGGAAGCUCUUCCCAAAAGAAGACCAACUAUCAAUCUACGAGUGAAAAGGAUUUCAAGCAUACCAAGUCCUUUGUUAUUUAGAAGAUUUCAGCCUCUGUGAGGGACAUCAAAUGACUACUUGUUAUACAAAAGUAUCAAAGGGAUCUGUUGACCUCUACUAUGUAAAUAUUGUUUCCACCCACUACACUCUGAAAAUAGAAACUGCCAAUGUUUAGAUCUAGUCAACCUGUCGGCGAUUGCUUUAAAAAAAAAUAAAACCCCAAAAAACUUAACUUAAAGACAGAACUAAAUUGAAUGUACAAGUCACUUCUGUGAAGACUUCUCAUUUUGUUCAUGUAUACAUGCAGCAAUACAGGAUUCACUCCUACAGCUUGGAACAAUCUAUUCAAAUAACUUCAAUAGAUGACCUUGCUACCACUACUUCUACUGCUUAUGUCUCCACCAUUGUCAAGGGCUCAAUAUCUCCUGCAAUUCUGACUUGUAUUAGAUUUGCCAAAGCCACGUGUAAGUCGUUGUGCAGACUUAAACUCACUCUCCUGACAGAAUAGAGCUUCCUAUAAUUGAGGCUCAAGCAGUGUUUUAUUGUUGAGUAUAAAAUGCAAACAGCUUCUCUUCCAUAAGGAAGUACAUCUCCCUCUCUGUAGACUGCAUGUGUAAUUUCAUUUUGAAGAAAUAUCAUGCCAGUACAACUCAAGCUGUAGUAUCUGGACUGUAGCUGCUGAAGUGUCACAAAUAAAUAGCUCUGUGGAACUUGAA